CACAAUCAUGGACAGCACCUGUCAGUUGAUCAUCUAUUCACACUACAAGCACAUUUCUCCAUCCGUCCAUCCGUGGGCCCGUCCACCUCCGUCCGUCCCCUGAGCAUCAUGCGAGCGCUGUGGGACAGCAGCUGGAUGCGGUUUGGACCGGCAGGCAGAGGCUCGUACGACUGGGCGACAGGAGCGCCAUCCACACAGGAGGAGCAGGGCAACAGCUGGGAGGAGUUCGAGCUGGGAGAGGAUAGAAAGACGGAGCUGGUGCUCUACGUCGUCGUCCCGGUCCUCUCCGUCCUCCUGCUGGUUCUCCUGGUCGGUUUGGUUUACCGCCAGUGUUCCCGCAGCAAACUGACCCUGGCCAACAUCAUCGCUCUGGCCCUGCAGGACGCAGAGAGGGGCGCCGAGAUCCUCUCGCCCCUGACCAGGAACGCAGAGCGCCACACCAGCACCAGCUCCGAUGGGUCGGACGGGGUCUACGUCAUGGUCUACCUGCCUCCGCCCUACGAGGAAACGCUCACCAAGAUUAGCCGGGCCGCCAGCCUCUCCGGCUCCAGAGAUGUGGAGUUGAUAAAGAUAGAAGACCUGGAGGCCAAGCUGUGUCCAGAGCUCAAAGCCAGCCGCCAAUAUGUGUGA
Perca flavescens (yellow perch) is the source of this 630-nucleotide messenger RNA. RefSeq names its product small integral membrane protein 28 (gene smim28). The transcript is spliced from 3 exons. NCBI's taxonomy places the organism in Eukaryota, Metazoa, Chordata, Actinopteri, Perciformes, Percidae. The record is from RefSeq and is a predicted model, not a curated record. The coding region runs from base 109 to 630 and encodes 173 amino acids.